GAGUUUACCAAUUGAAAAAAAGGUGACUCAGUGCACGAAACGCCAACCAUUUUGACGGAAAACAGAUGUCCCAGUUGACAGUUUGCAUUGAUAGAGAGCUUGCUUCUUUAUCAGCUAUACCCUUUCAGCCUUAUAUCUUUAGAGUGGAUGAUCAACUGCGCAGGGAAAACAAGAAAACCUAUGAGCCAGAAAUGCUUGCAAUUGGCCCUUAUCACCACAAUAAAGCUAGCCUACAAAUGAUGGAAGAGCAUAAGUUACGGUAUUUACAAUUGAUGCUUAAACGGAGAAAUGAGUCAAGUGUAGGUAGAUAUGUCACAGCGCUAGAAGAAUUGGAAGAAAAAGCUGAGAAAUGUUAUGCACAUUCUACUGAGCUCAAGAAAGAUGAGUUUGUGCGAAUGAUGCUGCUUGACGGGUGCUUCAUGAUCGAAUUAUUUCGAAAGUUUUUGAAUGAAGAAUUGAGAGAUACCAAUGACCCUAUUUUCCAAUUGACAAGGAUCCGGUGCAUUUUACAUAGAGAUUUAUUGUUAUUUGAAAAUCAACUUCCAUUUUUUGUCCUCCUUCGAUUGUUUGACAUGACCAAAGAUCCAAACCAACAAGAUAUUCCAAGCCGAAUAGACAACAUAUUCUACUUAGCCCUCAAUUUUUUUGAGAGUUUACCAGAUUUGAUCUAUUUACAGCCUUCUGGAUUUCCGACAAAUAAUGUCAAGCAUCUUCUUGGCCUCGUACAUGAUACAUGGUGUUCUUCAUUUGCUGUAAUGGUGUCUUCCCGUGGAAAGUAUGCAGACCAAGGAAGGAGAUGGGAGUUCAUAAAAUGUACAACAGAACUGCUAGAGGCUGGGAUUAAAUUUGAGAAGGCGACAGAAUAUUCCUCCUUGCUGGAUAUAAAGUUCGAAAAUGGGGUCUUGAAAAUCCCGCCUUUGGUCAUUUCUGACGAAACAGAGUUAUUGCUUAGAAAUCUGAUUGCAUAUGAGCAGUACAACAGAGGAAUUGAACCAUUUUAUUUGACUGAUUAUGCCACAUUUAUCGAUUGCCUCAUUAACACUCCGAAGGAUGCCGAAAAACUACGCCACUAUGGAAUUAUUGAUAACUGGUUAGGUGAUGAUGAAGCGGUUUCUACAAUGUUCAACAAACUGGGCAAUUAUGUUAUUGUAGAUUCUAUAACAUUUUGUUACUCGAAAGUUUUCAAGAAAAUUAACGAGCACUGCGAACGUCGUAGGCACAUAUGGAUGGCAAAUUUAAGGCAUAAUUAUUUCAACAGUCCGUGGUCUAUCAUUUCACUUAGUGGUGCUAUUUUGUUGCUUCUGCUCACCAUGGUCCAGACUAUAUGUUCUAUUCUACAAUUCUAA
Ilex paraguariensis (yerba mate) is the source of this 1346-nucleotide messenger RNA. The record is from the annotation of a GenBank genome assembly. NCBI's taxonomy places the organism in Eukaryota, Viridiplantae, Streptophyta, Magnoliopsida, Aquifoliales, Aquifoliaceae.